AUGGCUCCCCAGACAAAGAAGACUGGCAAGCAGGUCAAGACAACGAAGAAGUUCAUAAUCAACGCCCAGCAACCCGCCAGCGACAAGAUCUUCGACACGGCCGCGUUCGAGAAGUUCCUGCAGGACAAGAUCAAGAUCGACGGCCGCACCGGCAAUCUCGGCGAGACCAUCGUCAUCCAGCAGGCCGGCGAAGGCAAGAUCGAAAUCAUUGCCCAUAAUGACCUCUCUGGUCGAUACCUCAAGUAUCUGACCAAGAAGUUCCUCAAGAAGAUGCAGCUUCGCGACUGGCUCCGUGUCGUCUCGACUUCCAAAGGAGUGUACGAGCUCAAGUUCUUCAACGUCGUCAACGAUGAGGCGGAUGAUGAUGAUGACUAA
Durotheca rogersii is the source of this 375-nucleotide messenger RNA. RefSeq names its product ribosomal protein L22e. Gene Ontology annotation, biological process: cytoplasmic translation. The record is from RefSeq and is a predicted model, not a curated record. The coding region runs from base 1 to 375 and encodes 124 amino acids. Gene Ontology annotation, molecular function: structural constituent of ribosome; RNA binding. The transcript has 4 exons. Gene Ontology annotation, cellular component: ribosome. NCBI's taxonomy places the organism in Eukaryota, Fungi, Ascomycota, Sordariomycetes, Xylariales, Xylariaceae.